Fusarium pseudograminearum CS3096 is the source of this 813-nucleotide messenger RNA. RefSeq lists its product as uncharacterized. The record is from RefSeq and is a predicted model, not a curated record. The transcript has a single exon. The coding region runs from base 1 to 813 and encodes 270 amino acids. Lineage: Eukaryota; Fungi; Ascomycota; Sordariomycetes; Hypocreales; Nectriaceae.
AUGCCGAAUUCCAAUAACUCUUUACCCGCGUGGUAUCACCGCCUGGCGCCUCACUUCAAGAGUGGAGGAGUGGUUCUUCCAUGGACAUUUGAUGAAGAUAUCUCGGAUCUCGAUGAGUCGGGCCAGGAUGACGACAGCGCUUACAAUGGUCCCGAUGCUACAUCCUUUCACCGACUAAAAGAGAUGCGAGAGCAGCGCAAGCAAGAACUGCAGCGACGAAUAGACUUUGUUAGAAAACAAAAGGAAAGAAACCGGCAAGAUGAGUUGGAGAAAGUGAGAGAGGUCCAGAUUGCUUAUGAAACCCUCGAGUCGUCCAUGUCCGCAAAAAGCAACAUGCCUGUCCUGGGCUCUCUCGACACCACCUUUGAACUCUACUCAAUCGACUACUUCAACCAUUUGUACGAUCCUACCCCUUUGGGCAGUCGUAAGAAAUACUUGAGGUUUCAGCAUGCGGAAGAGCACGCCCAAGGACCAGCAAAUUACGUUGCCCUCGACGGCAUCUUAUGGCUGAACCCUGAUGUUGAGACCAAACUCGCUCCAUUCUAUCCACCAAAGCAGUCGAGUUUACAGCAUUACAGGCUUGACAGUGUCGAUGGAAGAUUCUCACUUAUUUUGCAAUUCAUUGAUAACAACUAUUUAACUCUUCGGGUCAGUCGACACCUCGUCUUCAUGAACAGGCCAGAGGAAGCGACGGGGCCGGAGACAUUUGUAUUUGGCGGAAUUCGAAAUGACUGGGGAAAGCAGCUGCAAGCCUUUGCCAAGAUGAAUUCCAUGGCAAGAGAGGACAACUUCUUUUCCAGUACAUUAACCUAA